AUGGCUCCUCAAAAGCAAAUCAGCACCAAUGUCACCGAGCUCUUGGGCGUCCGACACCCAGUGCUCCUGGCUGGCAUGUUUAAUGUUGCUUCCCCCAAGCUCGCAGCCGCCGUGACCAAUGGCGGCGGCCUUGGAGUGAUUGGGGGAGUCGCAUAUACUCCAGAGCUUCUCCGCGAAGCCCUGAACGAGCUCAAGAGCUAUCUCGUAGACAAGAGUGCGCCGUUCGGAGUUGACCUCCUCAUCCCCAAAGUCGGCGGCGGCGCCCGGAAGACCAACUAUGACUACUCUCAGGGAAAGCUCCGCGAGCUCAUCGACAUCAUCAUCGAAAGUGGCGCCAAACUGUUCGUCUGCGCCGUUGGUAUCCCACCUAAAUGGGCAGUCGAUCGUCUCCACGAGGGCGGCGUCCUCUACAUGAACAUGAUCGGACACCCUAAGCACGCUCUCAAAGCUGUUGAAGUCGGAGCGGAUCUUAUCUGUGCCCAAGGGGGUGAGGGAGGAGGCCACACUGGCGACAUCCCUACCGUUGUCCUGAUCCCCGCCGUCGCAGAGCUUCUCCGAGGCAAGAUCAGUCCCUUCACCCGUAGUCAGGUCGCGCUGGUUGCAGCGGGCGGGAUGUACAAUGGCCAAUCCCUUGCAGCAGCACUCAUGCUCGGCGCUGGUGCAGUCUGGGUUGGAACACGGUUCAUUCUAUCUGAGGAGUCCGGUGCAUCGAGAGUCCACCAGAAGGCGCUGCAGGAAGCUGGUUUCGACGAUAUCAUCCGCACAACGAUCUUCAGUGGCCGUCCGCUCAAUACUCAGGCCACGCCGUAUAUCAAGCGCUGGGAGAACGAGCGCAAGCAGGAGAUGCAGGACUUGCAGGGCAGAGGUAUCAUUCCGUUGGCGCAUGACAUGGAUACCAAGAAGGACGACGAUGAGGUCCUGGAUAAUGCGCACCCGAUGCUCAUGGGUAAGGUUGCGGGACUCGUACGCGAGAGGCUUCCUGCUGCGAAGAUUGUUGAGAGUAUGGUUGAAGAGGCAGCGGCAUUGCUGGAGACUGGAGGGAGGAGUGUUUCCAAGCUGUGA
Aspergillus nidulans FGSC A4 is the source of this 1062-nucleotide messenger RNA. RefSeq names its product NAD(P)H-dependent flavin oxidoreductase. Gene Ontology annotation, molecular function: nitronate monooxygenase activity. The transcript has 3 exons. The coding region runs from base 1 to 1062 and encodes 353 amino acids. The record is from RefSeq and is a predicted model, not a curated record. Lineage: Eukaryota; Fungi; Ascomycota; Eurotiomycetes; Eurotiales; Aspergillaceae.